UCCCUAAAACAAACCAUCCAUCCAUCCAUCCAUUAACUUUUACUUUCCUCUCCAUAAUCCUCCCAACAAACAAUCAAACAAACAAACAAAUUUAUUUUCCCACACAAUCAAAUCCACCAGAUCCAAUUCCUUCUUUUCUUUCUGCAAAACCAAUCGACAAAAAAAAAAAAAAAAAAAAAAAAUCGAUAUGUUCAUACACACAUAUAUCAAAUAACGUUAUACAUAUAUAUAUAUAUAUCUCCAAUGGCUCGAUGCCUGAGCUUCACGGGAUCGGCCGACUUCCUCUACCGGAGCUUCUUCUCCUACUCGGGUCUCCGGUCGGUGAAGACCGACUUCCGCGACGGCACCGUCAUGCACUGCUGGGUCCCCAAGACCCACAAAUACAUCAAGCCCAACCUCGUCCUCGUCCACGGCUUCGGCGCCAACGCCAUGUGGCAAUACGGCGACCUCCUCCGCCACCUCAUGCCGCGCUUCAACAUUUACGUCCCCGACCUCCUCUUCUUCGGCGAGUCCACCACCAAGCGCCCCGAGCGCACCGAGGCCUUCCAGGCGCAGUGCGUCAUGCGCCUCAUGGUCUCGCACGGGGUGCACCGCAUGAGCAUCGUCGGGAUCAGCUACGGCGGUUUUGUCACGUACAGCAUGGCCGCGCAGUACCCCGAGGCUGUGCAGAAGGUCGUGCUCUGCUGCACCGGGGUGUGCCUCGAGGAGAAGGACAUGCGCGACGGCCUCUUUGAGGUCGCGGAUCUCGACGAGGUUGCUAGCAUUCUCAUGCCGCAGACGCCCGAUAAGCUCCGGGAAUUGAUUCAGUUCGCCUUUGCCAGGCCUGCCGUCGUUAAAGGCCUCCCGGCUUACUUCCUCUCCGAUUACAUUCAGGUGUUCUGUAUGGAUCAUUUGAAGCAAAAGAAGGAGCUAAUUCAAGCUCUAAUCAACGACAGGCAGUGUUCUAAAAUUCCAAAGAUCGAACAGCCCACGCUAAUCAUUUGGGGAGAGAUGGACAGAAUAUUCCCGUUGCCGUUGGCGCAUAGGCUCAAAACGCACAUCGGCGACAAGGCGGAUUUGGUAGUGAUAAAGAAUGCAGGGCAUGCUGUGAACGUCGAAAAGCCAAAAGAUUUCGCCAAACAUUUGAAGUCGUUUCUUAUAGAAUCGGAAAACCUGUCUCAUCGACCAAGGACAUUGUCGCUACUUCCUUAUAUAUAUUGCAACUACACUAAUAAUGACGAUGAUGAAUAUGUCGUCGACGACGAUAAUCAGGAUUCAUCCCACAAAUUUAAAUCUGAACAAAAUGUUAGUAAUAAUGUAAAGCAAGUAAACUAGGUUUAAUUUUUCUAUGAUGUAUAAUUGUAUGUGUAUGUACGGUUAAUCUCAGCUGUCGGAUUAUGUUAUGUAACAAAUUGAUAUGUAAUAUAAGAAUUUCGGGACUGG
Andrographis paniculata is the source of this 1422-nucleotide messenger RNA. RefSeq lists its product as uncharacterized. Bases 244 to 1314 code for a protein of 356 amino acids. The record is from RefSeq and is a predicted model, not a curated record. Lineage: Eukaryota; Viridiplantae; Streptophyta; Magnoliopsida; Lamiales; Acanthaceae. Gene Ontology annotation, molecular function: catalytic activity. The transcript is spliced from 4 exons.